ACCCCCCCUCACGGCGGCGGCGGUCCCGGCCGAAAGCAACCGCGCGCAGCCCCGUCCCGUCGCGUCGCGUCCCGUCCCGCCUGAGCGACCGGCCCCCCGCCCGCCUCGUCCCCGCCUGCCGAGGGAGGGGCGGCCGCGCUGCCCUGCCCCCGCCGCGCGCCGAGCGUGCCGCUUCCCCGGCGCCGGCCCCCCUCCUGCCCCAGGCCCCGGCCCGCGGCGCGGCCCGCUCCUCCCCGCCGCCGCGGAAGCGUGGCCUGGCGGCGGCGGCCAUGUCCGAGGAGACGGGCCUGGCCCUGCCGCAGACCAUGGACAGAAGCUGCUGGGUUUGUUUUGCUACUGAUGAGGAUGAUCGGACAGCAGAGUGGGUGAGACCCUGCAGGUGCAGGGGCUCUACGAAAUGGGUUCAUCAGACUUGUCUACAGCGCUGGGUGGAUGAAAAGCAAAGAGGAAACAGUACUGCUAGAGUUGCUUGUCCUCAGUGCAAUGCAGAAUAUUUAAUAGUAUUUCCAAAGCUAGGUCCAGUUGUUUACGUUUUGGAUCUUGCAGAUCGGCUGAUCUCAAAGGCAUGUCCGUUUGCUGCAGCUGGAAUAAUGGUGGGCUCUAUCUACUGGACAGCUGUUACAUAUGGAGCUGUGACAGUGAUGCAGGUUGUGGGUCAUAAAGAAGGUCUUGAUGUCAUGGAGAGAGCUGAUCCUUUAUUUCUUUUGAUUGGACUUCCCACCAUCCCAGUCAUGCUAAUAUUGGGCAAGAUGAUUCGAUGGGAAGACUACGUGCUCAGACUAUGGCGCAAAUAUUCUAAUAAGCUACAAAUUUUGAACAGCAUAUUUCCAGGCAUUGGAUGCCCUGUUCCUCGUAUUCCAGCGGAGGCCAACCCUUUAGCAGAUCAUGUCUCUGCUACUCGUAUCCUAUGUGGAGCUCUAGUUUUCCCUACUAUCGCCACGAUAGUUGGCAAGCUGAUGUUCAGCAGUGUUAAUUCAAAUUUACAAAGGACAAUCUUGGGUGGAAUUGCUUUUGUUGCUAUAAAAGGAGCUUUUAAAGUUUACUUCAAACAGCAGCAAUAUUUGCGCCAAGCUCACCGCAAAAUUCUAAAUUAUCCUGAGCAAGAAGGAGCAUAAGGCUGUGAUCUCCAGAUGUUGUACAGAUUCACCUAAUAUUUCCUUGUUGUAUUGAUUCCAUUGUUAUUGCACAGUAGUGGAGAAUUAUGAUAAGUUGCUGCUCUUAUUUUUUUUUUCUUUAAAUAAAAUAAAGCACUGUCUUGUGGCAGGGUAAAUCCUUUCAGCAACCACUGAACCUAAGAAUGUGACUUGUUUUCAUUAUUUUUGGGUAUUUCUGCUGGGCAACAGGCUUCUGAAUUAUUCUUUGAGCCAAAAUGCUGAAUGAAAAAAAACAUCAACUAUAGAGAACAAAAAAAUAUUUUAAAUUGUGUAGUUAAUUAAAAAUGUAGGCUCUGUCCAAAUGCCUUUCCUAUACUGUGUUUUCAUACCCAGGCAGUCCAGUUCAUCACUUGACACAAGGUAAUUUUUUGAAAGGAAACAUGAGUCAUUGCCAAGGAGAAGUAAUUGCAGGUUAUCGGCCAAUAAAGAUUUCCUUGUUUUUUUUCUUGAUGAUGUGAAACAGGGAGUGUAAAAUAUUUGAAUGACAGGCCAGAGGGACAGAAGAUGGAUCACUUUCUAGAGGGUCCAUAUAUGUCAACUUCAGCCACAUAAGUACUAGGUUUUGAAAUUAGCAUGGCUUCUAGGUGAUUAUUUUAUUACUGUCCAGUUGUAUCUUAACCAGUGCCUAGUGUUACUUUCUCAUGGCUCUUUUGCUGUUUUGUAACUGGUACUGGAUAGCUUUUUUUUUUUUUUCCCCCAUUCACAGUAAAGUAAUUAUAUGGGGCAGUGAAUUUCAGCCACUCAGUUUGUAAUUAGUUUGGUAUUAGAGCAGUUGUUUUGUAAUUGCAGGUAUAUUUGCUGUUCCUUUUGAUUGUGUAAAUAUCUGUACAAGUAAAAAUAGCAGAAAUGUGAGGAAACAGCAGUGGACACUAAAGCUAUAUUUAAACUGACAGACUAGGGCGUCCUUCUAAACUUCCAGACCUGGGUGCAUAACUCAGCUCUGUCGGGACUAGACUCUCCCCUGCUAUGCCUGCAGCUCUACUGGAAGGAAAUAAAAUCCAGGUACAUUGGCUAGAGAAGGAAAUAAAUCCAGGUACAUUGGCUAGAGGGGGCUACACUACACUGUGAGGUCCCUAAUUUGAGUAUGGUGCAUUCCUGCAGGCUAGACAGUUUAAGACAACAACUUGGCUCCAUUCUGUAAAGGACUAAAGGAUAGAUGUUAAAUGUGUAAUAAUCUAAUUUAUUUAUACAACAAGCUUUACUGUUACAAUAUGUGCAGAGUAGUCUGCUGAGAGAGACAUUAGCACUUCAGUUAUUUGACAUUUAUGAACUUAACUUCAACAGGAAUAAACUACAAGAAGCUAAAUUUUGACAAACAUAAUGUAGCUAUUUAAUAGUCAUACCAGACUUAACCUAGUUUUAGUAUUUGAAGUUCAUGCUUUACAGCAACCUUGUUUGUUUUUCUCAAAGUUCGUUCUUUCUUGUUCAUGAUAGUAUGACAGAUGCAUGGAGAAAGGUAAUAAUUAUAUCUCAGUGGAAGUAUUCAUAAGUAAAUAUUGUUUUUGACCAGAAAUGAAGUAAAUGCAGAGUGGACUUCAUAUUUGAUUGCAAUAAUGUAUGUUAGUGACAUUCAAAAUGCGGUACCUUUUCUAUGGUAUGUUUAUGUUAAAUACUGCAAUGUAAUAUUUUAGAAAUGUAUAAAAAUGUAUAUAAUUGCCAACUAGUAUUCAAAAUUGCAAGUAUUGAAAAUUAUACAUUCAUAUCAAAUACUUUGAGGUUCUUGCUGUAACUGAAGAAUUACGAUAAUCUUGUAAGUCUGCUGAUUAUAUUUGUCUUAGAGUGGGCUGACUUUUAUAUUAAAUCUUUAAAUAUAGAGCAGCAACCUCUGAAAGUUGCUGCUUUCUGUAAGAUAGUCUUGAAACAAUGUAAUACGUUUUUCUUACAGAAUUCCUCAUUUGGAGAACAUCUUUUCAGUGGUCUUCACUGUAUAUAUUUCCAACCAAUUUAUUACUGUUUUUUAAAGUCUCAUGAAGAAUUGAAUGAUGCACAUUAGUGGUUUUGAAACUUGUUCAAUGGGAAAGCUCAUUGUCUUCUCUGAAAAUUGAAACUAAUGUGAAAUAUAAUUACAAAAAUACUGUAUGAAUUAUAAAACAGUUUAGACUGGGUGACAGAAGGUCAUUACUUUGAUUACUAUGUUGUAAAUCUUGUUUUUAGUAUUGCAAACUAUAGUCAUGUUGAAUUAGGUUGAAUAAAUAUUUUUUACAUUC
Molecule: messenger RNA, 3361 nt
Organism: Dromaius novaehollandiae (emu)
Lineage: Eukaryota; Metazoa; Chordata; Aves; Casuariiformes; Dromaiidae
Gene: MARCHF5
Product: membrane associated ring-CH-type finger 5
Exons: 6
Coding region: 270-1115 (281 amino acids)
Biological process (GO): protein polyubiquitination; regulation of mitochondrial fission
Cellular component (GO): mitochondrial outer membrane
Molecular function (GO): ubiquitin protein ligase activity; zinc ion binding
Source: RefSeq, a predicted model, not a curated record